Molecule: messenger RNA, 369 nt
Organism: Aspergillus calidoustus
Lineage: Eukaryota; Fungi; Ascomycota; Eurotiomycetes; Eurotiales; Aspergillaceae
Source: the annotation of a GenBank genome assembly
AUGCCACUAAGGUUUCUUGAAGUUUGGGUGACGCUUGGGCCAAACCAUGGUUUGAUAAGCACUGCAGCCGGCACAUCCAUAGUAACAGUAGUCAACGGAGAGAAGUCUCACAGUGUUGCAGCUGAGGAACAACCUCCGAGAUCAUCAGUUGCCAACGGAGGGUUGGUGCUGCUACCUCUCUUUCGGAUAGUGCGACAGCCAGAUAAUAAUAACAGGCCUCGAAACACGAGCCUCCAGCAAAACAAGGACAAGUUUUCAGAUGGAGCUUACUCCAUCCCGCAGCGCUUCUGGACCAGGCUGGAAAUGUUGGUUGGAGCUUGGCGGAGGGUGGCUGUUGAAACUGACGUCUGUGGACAUAAGGUGGACUAA